Molecule: messenger RNA, 1495 nt
Organism: Lipotes vexillifer (Yangtze River dolphin)
Lineage: Eukaryota; Metazoa; Chordata; Mammalia; Artiodactyla; Lipotidae
Gene: MYBPH
Product: myosin binding protein H
Exons: 10
Coding region: 65-1495 (476 amino acids)
Biological process (GO): sarcomere organization
Cellular component (GO): M band
Molecular function (GO): protein binding
Source: RefSeq, a predicted model, not a curated record
GAAGCACAGAGCCUCCAGUGCUGCAACCUGCGCCCUCCAGCCCGACCCUCCAGCAAUCCUUGCAAUGAGAGGAAAAUCCACCUGGGAAGCCCUUGCCUGUGGUCCGGAGGAGACUGCCUCUGAGUCUGCAAAUGUGCCCACCACAGAGCCCUCUGGAGAAGUGGCAACACCGAAGUCUACCGGGGAAGAGCAGGCUCCCAAGCCACAGGAGCCUGCCCCUCAGGCACCUGCCCCCGCAGCCUCUAAACCCGCACCUCCAAGCGAAGAUGUCCCCAGUGCCCCGCUGCUGCUGGCUGUGGAGGACGUGAGUGACAGCUCGGUGACUGUGAGCUGGGAACCCCCGGAGAGGCUAGGGAAGCUGGGGCUCCAGGGCUAUGUUCUGGAACUCCGCCGAGAGGGAGCCUUGGAGUGGGUGCCCGUGAAUUCCCGGCCCAUGAUGGUGACCCAGCAGACCGUGCGGAACCUGACUCUAGGUGACAAGUUCUUCAUACGUGUGGCUGCAGUGAGCUCUGCAGGGGCUGGCCCACCAGCUGUGCUGGACCAGCCUGUCCACAUCCAAGGGAUCAUUGAGGCUCCCAAGAUCCGCGUUCCCCGCCACCUUCGUCAGACCUAUGUCCGUCAGGUGGGAGAGAUGAUUAACCUGCAAAUCCCCUUCCAGGGGAAUCCCAAGCCUCAGGCCUCGUGGACCCACAACGGUCACGCCCUGGACAGCCAGCGGGUGAGUGUGCGCGCCGGGGACCAGGACUCCAUCCUCUUCAUCCGCUCAGCCCAGCGCUCCGACUCAGGCUGCUAUGAGCUCACUGUACAGCUGGAAGGCCUGGAGGCCAAGGCAGCCAUCGACAUCCUGGUGAUCGAGAAACCUGGAUCCCCCAGCAGCAUCAGGCUACUGGAUGUCUGGGGCUGCAACGCUGCCCUCGAGUGGACACCACCCCAAGACACAGGCAACACAGAGCUCCUGGGCUACACAGUGCAGAAAGCAGACAAAAAGACAGGGCAAUGGUUCACAGUGCUGGAGCGCUACCACCCGACCACCUGCACUAUCUCAGACCUCAUCGUGGGUAACUCUUACUCCUUCCGAGUCUUCUCGGAAAACCGGUGUGGACUCAGUGCCUCGGCGGCCGUCACCAAGGACCUCGCCCACAUCCAGAAGACAGAUAUUGUUGCCAAACCUAAAAGUUUUGUUGAGCGAGAUUUCUCAGAAGCCCCCUCGUUCACCCAGCCCCUGGCUGACCACACCUCCACCCCUGGCUACAGCACGCAGCUCUUCUGCAGUGUCCGAGCGUCACCCAAGCCCAGGAUCAUCUGGAUGAAAAACAAGAUGGACAUCCAGGGUGAUCCCAAAUACCGCGCCCUCUCUGAGCAAGGUGUCUGCACCCUGGAGAUCCGGAAACCCAGCCCCUUCGAUUCCGGGGUCUACACCUGCAAGGCCAUCAAUGUGCUGGGGGAGGCGUCUGUGGACUGCCGGCUGGAGGUCAAAGCCUCAGCCACACACUGA